Messenger RNA from Hippocampus zosterae (dwarf seahorse), 3028 nucleotides. Its product is annotated as arylsulfatase I. Bases 744 to 2408 code for a protein of 554 amino acids. The transcript is spliced from 5 exons. Lineage: Eukaryota; Metazoa; Chordata; Actinopteri; Syngnathiformes; Syngnathidae. The record is from RefSeq and is a predicted model, not a curated record.
AGUUUCAAAGCGCCGGUGAUAUUCCCACCAAAGCGUCCGGCGGCCGUUUCUGCCACGUCCGCAAACGUCAGCGUACUUCGCUGCUCCAACAAGAGAGUUCACAAAGUGUGUGGGAGGAAGAGGAGAGCGGCUGCCUGAGCCAAAAAUCACUGCAACACGCCUACGACACGCCAGUACGCGUGUUUGUGUGUAGGUGCGCGUGUGUGAGUUUAGUUUCCCCUCAUUUCACCAUUUUUUUGGAACUCCGUUGCAUUUGACAUAUUCUCCCUAUUUUUCUUUUUUUUUUUUAAAUCAUUCUUCAAAAGAUAUGCAUUCAAAUGCAGCUUUUCAGGAGAAAAAUAUACAAAUCAGAUUGUCUUCUGUCCCUUUUAAAAAGCCAAAAAUGUGACUGGUUUUCCUAAUAUGGACCCUGAACAUGUAAACGUGUAAAAUGACCGGAAGUAUAACUACAGUCUGUAUUGUUGAAUCCACGUUUUGUAUGUGUGCCUUUUCAGCAGCGUGAGUGACAUCGGGAAUUGGAGCCGAGUUGGCCAGUUAGCGCACGUGACCUGUUUUUGUAACACGGCUUUUCAGGUGUCCAGGUUCCCAUCAUAAGGCCUUCAAGUCAUACUGUGGGCGCGCUUCCGUGAGUGCUUCCACACACUAAAGUUGACCUCAAUUUCCAGCCCAGGUGCGAGGCGCCCAAAAGCCCAGUGGAAUGUAAUAAGUUUCCUCCCCAAUUUUCUGGUUUCUGCUUUCCGGAGAUGAAGAGAAGCGUCUGCUGUCUGUUUCUCCUGGUGAUCUGCUUCCACGGCUGCCGGGGCAAUCCCCCGGUGCCGCAUCUGAUCUUCAUCAUGGCUGACGACCAGGGCUACGGCGACGUCGGCUACCACGGCUCGGACAUCCGCACGCCCGUGUUGGAUCAGCUGGCGGCAGAGGGGGUGAAAUUGGACAAUUAUUACGUUCAGCCCAUCUGCUCGCCCUCUCGUAGUCAACUCAUGACAGGACGCUACCAAAUUCACACCGGCUUGCAGCAUUCAAUCAUCCGUCCACGUCAACCCCUCUGCCUCCCCCAGGACGUCCCCACCCUGCCCGAGCGACUGUCGGAGGCGGGUUACGCCACGCACAUGGUGGGGAAAUGGCACCUAGGCUUCUGCAGGCCCGGUUGCUUGCCCACAGGACGAGGCUUCCGCAGCUUCUUGGGGACGCUCACCGGGAGCGGAGACCACUUCUCGUAUCAGAGCUGCGAUAAUGCCGAAGCUUGUGGAUUUGACCUGCAUGACGGCGAUACGCCGGCGUGGGACAUGGCGGGGAAUUAUUCCACUCUGCUUUACGUUGAGAGAGUGAAGCAGAUCCUGAGAAGUCACGACUCAGGCACGCCUCUCUUCCUCUACCUUUCCCUCCAAGCCGCCCACACACCACUACAGGCACCCGACCACUUCCUGGAUAUGUACUCGUUCCAGGGCAAUCGCAUCCGGCGUCACUACGCGGCAAUGCUCAGUUGCCUGGACCACGGCGUCGGUCAAGUCGUCGACCAGCUAAAGGCGAGCGGUCUUUAUGAAAACUCGGUUGUGAUUUACUCGUCAGAUAACGGAGGGCAGCCUCUUUCCGGGGGAAGCAACUGGCCGCUUCGGGGCGGCAAAGGGACGUACUGGGAGGGGGGCGUCCGGGCGGUGGGCUUCGUCCACAGUCCCCUCCUGAAGACCAAGGGCGUGGUCAGCAAAGCGCUCAUCCACGUCUCCGAUUGGUACCCCACCUUGCUGUCCCUGGCCGGCGCCCCGGAGCGCCAGCGGGGCCUGGACGGUCACGACGUUUGGGGCGCCAUCAGCGAGGGGCUCCCCUCCCCUCGCACGGAAAUCCUCUUCAACAUCGACCCGGUCUCCAGGAAACCCGGGGAGCCCUAUGACCAGGCCUUGGGACUCAACGGCUUCGGGAUCUGGGACACGGCGGUGAGAGCAGCGAUCCGCGCCGGGGAUUGGAAGCUUCUGACGGGAAACGUGGGAGACGGCGACUGGACACCCCCGCAGGCCUUCGCCGACGGUCCGGAGCGCUGGCAGGGGCUUGAGAAACGCCGCAACCAGGUGGGCAAGUCGGUAUGGCUGUUCAACGUCUCCUCUGACCCUUAUGAGAGGUGCGACAUGGCCGGAUCGCGGCCGGAGAUCGUCAAGCAUCUCCUGACCAGGCUAGCGGAGUACAACCGCACCGCCGUGGAGCCGAGAAACCCACCCGACGACCCCAUGGCGGACCCCGACCUGCACGGUGGAGUGUGGGGACCCUGGUUGGGACUGGAGGGUCAAGAGGGACAAGACGGAGAUUGGCCUGGCAGGAAACGCAGGGGGACACGAGUGAAGCAAUGCAAGUUGUGCAAAUUAAGAGCGCUGUUUAAAAAUGUGAGGUCGCGUCUGCAGAAGAACGCCGUGUUCUUCUGAUGACAUCAAUGUCUUCUGUUCCAGCCAAAGACAUUGCAAAGAACCGUAAAAGAUUGAACUGAAAUGUAUUGAUCCCAUCAUUGGAUAAGAAGUAGUUUUUCAGCCGGCCACCAUCAGUCCCUUGGCUACCCUCUCUGGCGUGCUCCUCUGUCUGCUCAUCCUACUCACGACAUCCUACAGCUCCAUCAGAUACUCGUUAAUAGUCGAGGUAGGUCCUGUAUGUGUCAAGUCCGCAGGUGCAAGAAUUUGACUGAAUUUAUCGUACUCCCCCCCCCCCCCCCCCCCCACACCGCCUCACGCAUUUGAUUUGAAGUCCCAGCUAUAUCAUGGUACAAGUCAAACAUAUUUUAUAUGCAUUGUGGUGCAAGGGUCAGACUCAAGACCACUUUUUAACCAUGAAAAUGUUUCUUUGGCACAGAUUGUCAUUUUUGUUCUACACAGUGCCCCCUGCUGGACUUUAAAAAAAGUGAAAUUCGCCCAAUGCCAAAAGGUCCAUUCCUGACUUUGUUCUAUUUGUUUGUUUGUUUGUUUUACAUUUAUUUAAUAGACUUUGUUUACUGAAAAGACAACAUUUAUGGGUGAUGGACGUAGUAGUAGUACAAGUCGAAUCAUAAAUAAUU